Molecule: messenger RNA, 1656 nt
Organism: Trichosurus vulpecula (common brushtail)
Lineage: Eukaryota; Metazoa; Chordata; Mammalia; Diprotodontia; Phalangeridae
Product: lysosomal protective protein-like
Exons: 13
Coding region: 1-1485 (494 amino acids)
Biological process (GO): proteolysis
Molecular function (GO): serine-type carboxypeptidase activity
Source: RefSeq, a predicted model, not a curated record
AUGGGGCUGCUCUGUGUAAAUCUUGAUGACAUUCAAGGUGAAUACCUACCCUACCCCCAAGGGAGCAGCCUAAUGGCUGGUACCAAGCUGACCUUCAUCACACAACUACUGUGCAGCCUCCUGGCCCUCUCCAGCCUAUCCUGGGGCCUUGGCACCUGCUACUACGCCCCGGACCUUAUCACCUCGCUGCCUGGUCUGGCUGAUCUGCCCAACUUCAAGCAGUGGUCUGGCUACCUCCAGGCCGGCUCUGACAAAUGCUUCCAUUACUGGUUUGUGGAGUCCCAAGGAAAGCCUGAGUCUAACCCCUUGGUGCUGUGGCUGAAUGGAGGCCCUGGCUGCAGCUCCAUGGAAGACUUAUUGGCAGAGAAUGGCCCCUAUAGGAUAAAUGAUGACGGCUCCCUCUACACGAACCCCCAUAGCUGGAAUCUAGUGGCUAAUGUGCUAUAUCUGGAGUCUCCGGCUGGAGUGGGUUAUUCCUACUCCUCUAGCCAGAACUACAAAAUUAAUGAUCAGCAGGUGAUGGUGGCUGAUAAUUACCAGGCUUUACAGAGCUUCUUCACCAAAUUCCCCAGCUUCACCAGCAAUGACAUCUAUGUAUUUGUAGAGAGUUAUGGCAGGGUCUACGUGCCCUCUCUCGGUGCUCAGAUUGUUAAUGGUCCAGCCUCCAUCAAUUUCAAGGGCUUUGAUGUAGGGAACGGAAUGAACAGCUGCUGGCUCAGUGAUGAGACGCUGCUUGAGUUCAGUUACUACCAUGGCAUGAUUGGAGUCAAUCUCUGGGACUCCUUGAACACCUACAGCUGCUCCGAGGGCUCCUGCGACUUCCGUAACAGCACUCAAGACACCUGCUUCGAUUCCAUCCUGGAGGCUUACAGAAUGAUCCAAGGUGUGGGCCUCAAUAUCUACAACCUCUAUGCACCAUGUUGGGGGGCCACGGGAUACCAGGAGCGCUAUGCUGCUGACGUGAGCAACCUCUAUAGCAAAUACCAGUUCAACGUGGCAGUGCCAAGACCUUCUGCCCCCGGAGCCCCCAUGCCUGGAGUCCCCAGGUGCAUCAGUGCCACAGCUAUGUAUGUGUGGCUGAACCAGGACAAUGUGAGGCAAGCCCUCCACAUCCCUGUAUUCCUCCCCACUUGGGAACUUUGCAGCACCCAGGUGACUUCUCAAUACCAGAGACAGUACAUGGACAUGGCUCCCUUCUACCAGGAAUUACUGCAAAGCAACAUCCGUGUCUUGGUGUACAAUGGGGACACUGACAUGGCCUGCAAUUUCUUGGGAGGAGAGAAGUUUGUGGAGGCCCUGAACCAGCGCGUGAUGACCCCCUAUCAUCCCUGGUACUAUAAAAGGCAGGUUGCUGGAUACUUCAGGGAAUAUGAGCAAAUCACCUUCCUCACCGUCAAGGGCUCUGGACACAGGGUUCCCCGGUACCGUCCAGCUCAGGCUCGGAAGAUGUUUGAGUCUUUUCUCAGGAACACCAUGUACCUGUGAUCUUCCCCUGCUGCUGAUACUUCUCAGGCUGCCCAUUGCUAAUCUUGAGAGAGCAGACCUGGGGUCCUUGAAAGGCUCCCACGACUGGCAGCCCACCCAGCAAUCCCAGCUUAUCCAAAUGAAUAAUCCUUUGCAAGUUUUCAAGGACUAGAAAAGAUUUCAAUUUCUGCA